Cydia fagiglandana is the source of this 1148-nucleotide messenger RNA. Its product is annotated as RCC1 domain-containing protein 1-like. The record is from RefSeq and is a predicted model, not a curated record. NCBI's taxonomy places the organism in Eukaryota, Metazoa, Arthropoda, Insecta, Lepidoptera, Tortricidae. The transcript is spliced from 2 exons. Bases 16 to 1110 code for a protein of 364 amino acids.
GCAAAUAAAAUAACUAUGUACGUUGUAAGUGGGGCAAAUUUACAUGGCCAGUGGUUUGGUGCGAUUCCUGUGUUAGAUGUAUUUCAACACGUAUGCCUACAAAACCAUGAUGAUGAUAUUGAUAUAGGAGAAAUCAAAUUAAUUCACAUCUGCUGGUCAUACAAUCUGUUUCAAGAUAAAAAUAAAUUUUACUUAUCCGGAUCAUUUAAUGGAAAAAACAAAAAGUUCAUUAAGCUGCCUUUACCAACAAAACUUGUAUGUAACAAAUUAUUGUUAUGUGGAAAUGACUACAGUUUAUUUCUAUUUGAUAUAGAGUUGCAUACAAUGUGGGUAAUCAGUCUGGAAAAUACAGAGAAUGUCAAGAAAAUAAAUAUGAAGACAGAAAUUCCAAGUACAGUUAAACGGUUGAAAGAAGAUGAUGCUAUUGUUAAAGUUUGUACUUCAAACUUUAAUUUAAUUUGUUUAACAGCAAAAGGAACUGUUUAUAGCGGACUACUGCCUGGACCCUUAGAUGUCUCCAACUGCUUAGGCAAAGUUUGUGAUGUUCAAUGUGGAUAUGAGCACUAUCUUCUGCUUACUGAUAAAGGCAAAGUGUAUUCAUGGGGAAAUGGAAGGAGGCUACAGCUGGGCCAUGGUGAUCUUAACAAUAUUGACUAUCCCAAAGAUGUAGAAGCUCUCAGUGGUAUUAACAUAAGUAAGAUAAGUGCUGGAGGUUGGCACUCUCUAGCAUUAAGUGAAUCAGGAGACCUAUACGCUUGGGGAUGGAAUGAAACUGGACAGUUAGGAAUAAAAGAGACAGAGCAAGUUGACAAUGACCAAAUAAAAGUCCACCAAAGUGGCCUCAAUAGCUACAGUCAGCCCACAUUAGUGGACAUAUUUGAUAAAAAUGGUGAUAUAUGUGAGACUAAUGUAAAAUACAUAUCAUGUGGUAAUCUACAUUCUGCAAUUAUAUUAGAAGACAAUACUGUGUGGACAGCAGGCUGUAAUAAAUAUGGACAAUUAGGAUUUGCAAUAGAAACCACAAAAAGGCAACAUUAUUUCAAAAUGGCACAUCAAUGCUUAGAAAAUUCCUUGAUAAAAUGUGGGCCUUGGGUGACUGUUAUUUACUAACUGUAAGUUAACAAAAUGUAUUUUAGGGUGGCAUUCCA